Messenger RNA from Oncorhynchus masou masou (cherry salmon), 3762 nucleotides. RefSeq names its product 1-phosphatidylinositol 4,5-bisphosphate phosphodiesterase delta-1-like. Gene Ontology annotation, biological process: phosphatidylinositol-mediated signaling; lipid metabolic process; release of sequestered calcium ion into cytosol. Gene Ontology annotation, molecular function: calcium ion binding; phosphatidylinositol-4,5-bisphosphate phospholipase C activity. The coding region runs from base 265 to 2556 and encodes 763 amino acids. The transcript has 16 exons. The record is from RefSeq and is a predicted model, not a curated record. Lineage: Eukaryota; Metazoa; Chordata; Actinopteri; Salmoniformes; Salmonidae.
UCCGACCGGUGUGGCGGUGCGGAGGGUGUUGGCUGGUUGGGCUGAAGGGCAGGGCGCAUACUUCGUACUGGUUAUGCUGUAGACUACCGGCUACUUUGCGCACUGUCUGUCUGGAUCUAAUCGGCAGCCGAAAGUGCCCAACGCUUCCUAUCGCCGCUUUGCUAUUUAUCCAUAGAGACCCUUGGAUUUGUACGUGCGCGUCAUUUCUGACCUGUGGAGUGAUUUUACGCACAGGCAAUUUGGGACUGAUCUUAUCGAAUCCGAAUGGAAUCAAACGGCAAAGCGGGAAAACAUGGUUUAGAGGGCGAUGUGGACCUUCAGUUCCUGCUGGUGGGGGGAAAGCUGAUGAAAGUAAAGUCUUCCUCUUGGAAAAAGGACCGAAUGUACAAGCUGCAUGAUGACAACGCGACCAUAUGGCAUGAGUCACACAGGAUCUUCAAGAGAAAACAGACCUUUUCCAUUGAUGACGUAGAUUCUGUGCGUAAGGGCCGUCAGUCGGAGGGUCUUCAGAAGCACACAGGGGCCGACGUUGAGGACCGCUGUUUCUCCAUCUUCUUUAAGGGCCGCAGGAGGAACCUGGACCUGGUGGCGACCUCGGUGGAGGAGGCUCGGCAGUGGGUCAAUGGUCUGGAGAAGAUCAUCUCUAACAUGAAGAAACUCAACCGCCAGCAGACGAGCGAGCACUGGAUCUUCAACUGUAUGAGGAAAGCAGACAAGAACAAGGACAACAUGAUGACUCUGAAGGAGCUGAAACACUUCCUCCGCCAGAUCAACAUCGAGGUGGACGAGACCUACGCUAAAGUGCUGUUUACAAAAUGUGACACGUCAAACUCUGGCACCCUGGAGGGUUCUGAAAUCAAACACUUCUAUGACCUGUUGACUCACCGGGAGGAGAUCGAUGUGAUCUACGAGAAGCACGCCGCCACGGGGGGGCAGAUGAGUGCCCAGGACCUGCUCAACUUCCUGCUGAAUGAGCAGCGUGAGGUGGCCACCUUGGAGGACGCCUUAAGACUCAUAGAGAAAUACGAGCUGGAUGACUCAGCAAAGCAUAUGAAUCACAUGACCAAAGAUGGCUUCCUGAUGUACCUGCAACAGGAGGAGGGGUCGAUCUUCAACCCCGCCCACAAGAAGGUGUUCCAGGAUAUGAGCCAGCCAAUCAACCACUACUUUAUCAGCUCUUCCCACAACACCUACCUGAUGGAAGACCAGCUCAAAGGCCCCAGCAGCACAGAGGCCUACAUCAAGGCCCUGAUGAAGAGUUGUCGCUGUGUGGAGUUAGACUGUUGGGACGGGGCCCAUGGGGAGCCAGUCAUCUACCAUGGCCACACUCUCACCUCCAAGGUCCUGUUUAAAGAUGUCAUCAAGGCCAUCAAGGAGUAUGCCUUCAAGACAUCAGAGUACCCAGUGAUCCUGUCCCUGGAGAACCACUGUACACUGGAUCAGCAGAAACUGAUGGCCAAGCACAUGAUCUCCAUCCUGGGCAGCGCCCUGCUCACCUCCCCCCUGGAGGACCAAAUGCCCACUGCCUUCCCCUCACCCCAGGAGUUGAAGGGUCGGUUCAUCAUCAAGGGGAAACGUCUGAACAAGCUGGAUGCCGUCUUCAGCAAUACUAGUCCUGGAGUAGAGGAAGACUGUGUCUCAGAGGAGGACGAGGCUGCAGAGACCAACAACUCCAAGACAGACACCAACGGACAGAAGGCCAAAGCCAAGAAGUCAAAGAUCAAGCUAGCCAAGCAGCUGUCUGAUCUGGUGAUCUACUGUAAGAGUGUCCACUUCUCAGGGUUUGAGCACGCUAAAGACAACCAGGCCUUCUAUGAGAUGUCCUCCUUUAAAGAGAGCAAGGCUGUUAACCUGGCUGAGACAGCAGCUAAAGCCUUUAUCCACCACAACAUGACCAAGCUGAGCCGUAUCUACCCAGCUGGCUCCAGAACAGCCUCCUCCAACUACAACCCAGUUCCCCUGUGGAACGCAGGCUGUCAGAUAGUGGCGCUGAACUUCCAGACUCCAUCUAAGGAGAUGGACCUGAACCAGGGCCGGUUCCGAUCCAACGGGCUGAGUGGAUAUAUCCUGAAGCCUGAAUUCCAGAGAUACGCUGGGUCAGAGUUCAAUCCUAUGACCCUAACCAAGGGACCCUGGAUCAAACACAAGGCCUUCCACAUCAUGGUGAUCUCAGCCCAGCAGCUGCCCAAGCUAAACAAGGACAAGCCUAAAUCCAUCGUGGACCCGCUGGUUAAAGUGGAGAUCUACGGUGUUCCAGCUGACACGUGCAGCAAGGAGACACGCUCCAUCGAGAACAACGGGUUUAACCCCAUGUGGAAUGAUGUUAAAUGUGGAAUGAUGUUCCAGUUUGACAUCCAGGUACCAGAGCUGGCCAUGUUGCGUUUCCUGGUCGAAGACUAUGACGCCACCUCACAGAACGACCUGAUUGGACAUUACUGCCUGCCACUGACCAGUCUACAGAACGGCUACCGCCACGUCCCUCUGCUCACCAAGCGUGGUGAUGUCAUCCCCUCCGCCGGCUUGUUUGUUCACCUCAUGUUGCUGGACGCCAAAUAGAUCCCGACCCACUUCACACUGACGCCUCCCACAUCAAGCUGACCCCUCCCACGUCACACUGACCCCUCCCACAUCACGCUGUUCCCUCCCACACCGACCCCUCCCAUACCACACUUGCCACUCCCACAUGAUACGAACCACUCACAUACCACACUGACCCUUCCCACAUCAUACUAACCCCUCCCACACCACACUGACCCCUCCCACAUCAUACUAAAAAGCCCAAUCCACACUGACCCCUCCCACAUAAUACUAAAAAGCCCAAUCCACACUGACCCCUCCCAGAUCAUACUGACAAUUCCCACAUCAUUGAGUUGUAACUGACAAUGUUUUUAAUAUGUUGAUAUUUAAUGUUUUAUCUACUUCUUUUAAGUUUGUUCCACCUAAGUCUGACCACAAGUCAGAGACCACUGUGAUGACACACCAAAAUGUGUUUGAUGGAUCGCUGGAAAAUAGGAUUUUGUAGGCUACAGUCCAAACUGUUGUUUUUGUCGCACUGCUUUGCUUUAUCUCGGUCAGGUCGCAGUUGUAAAUGAGAACUUGUUAAAUAAAUUAAAAUAUAUAUAUAUGUUUUCCAAUGGUGCGAUUUCUGUCGGUAUGCAAAUAUUAUCCAAUAAACUCUUGGAGGUAAGGAUGACAGCAGUGGUGUAGUCUACGACGAUACGGAUAUCACUUAUUAUUGAUAUCUACAUAGCACAUUGAUGUGAAUCACACUGCUGCUCUCUCAUUUAGCUAUUUACGCCUUACCUAUUGUGGUUGUUGGCUGUUCACAAAUCUAAAUGUGUAUUUGAACCCAAUAAUGGUUGAAUUCAAAAGGUUUAAACUGCCUAUCAAUCAUUGUUUUUAAAACCAGUGGACAGCCAGUGAAAAAUGCGCUCUGGCAGCAGCUGCAUAGCGUGGAUCCCAGCCUAUGGAAUAAAAGUGGGGCUUUCAUUGCUCAAUCUAAUUCAUGCUGAUUAAUAACAAAUAAAAUAUUACAGGCCUAAUGGACACAUGAUCAAACUCAUUAUGACUGUUGUUACUGACUGUUCAUGUGAAACACACAUCAAGCCCUACAUGACCUACUGUGGUUCCUCUGAACAGUCUUCUCUUGAUAUCAGCUGUGUAACAUAUAACAGUAUAGUAGCUGUGGUUGUAAUAUCUUGCUGUUGUUUUUCAGUAAACUGCAUUUGCACAUGCUCUUGAAUAAAAUCAUAAUUUAGAAAA